GGGCAGUGAUAGGCAGCACUGAUGAAGUGGCACGGAUAGGCAGCACUGAUGGGCACUGAUGAACAGCAGAAAGAAUGACCUAUACUCAGGGGUGGACUGACAACUCAUGGGGUCCCCGGGCAAUAGGGGAUCAUGGGGCCCCUGUGUCCUUGCCAAAACUAAAAAAAGACUAUGAAAAAGGUACCAGUGGCAUCUCAUGGGGCCCCCUACUGACCUCGGGCCCUCGGGCAGUGCCCGAGUUUCCAAAUGGUCAGUCCGCCCCUGCCUAUACUACACCA
Messenger RNA from Staurois parvus, 278 nucleotides. NCBI's taxonomy places the organism in Eukaryota, Metazoa, Chordata, Amphibia, Anura, Ranidae. The record is from the annotation of a GenBank genome assembly.